This is a messenger RNA of Lotus japonicus, 3118 nucleotides long. RefSeq lists its product as uncharacterized. The transcript is spliced from 3 exons. The coding region runs from base 167 to 778 and encodes 203 amino acids. NCBI's taxonomy places the organism in Eukaryota, Viridiplantae, Streptophyta, Magnoliopsida, Fabales, Fabaceae. The record is from RefSeq and is a predicted model, not a curated record.
UAAGUCACUAACACAACACUUUUUCUUUUGUUUUUUUUCACUCCUCCUCUCUCACGCAUACUUCUUCUUCUUCUCCCCUUUCCCAAUUUCUUCUCCUUCUUGCAAGAAUUCACCCAUAAUCACAUCAAAAUUCCAUCUUGUUACGUGAAUUUCGUUCUCCUUCCUCAUGUCAAGAAGCAAGAAAUCAGCAAACAAGCGAGCACCAAGUCUAGACUCAUAUGUGUCUGAGGAUGACGAAGAUUAUGAUAAAUCAAAAUUCAUGUCGUUCUCUGCUCAACUGGAAUAUGGCCCUAUCUCUGAAAAGAGAGUCACACCCGAAAGGGUAGUCCAACUCAAAGAUCAUGAGUUCAAAGUCUUUCAGGAUCAAAUCAAUAGGAGGGGCUGGAAGAAGGUGGCUGAACCACAUCCGUCUUAUCAUCCAGACACUGUGUAUCAAUUUUAUGCUAAUGCUUCCCAUUCUCUGGAUGCAAUAAGACAGAGGGAACGUAGAGCUUAUAUCCCCGAUGAUGACACAAUUGAGACAAUCACUGGUCCAUAUAUCACCACUCAUUGCUCACCUAAGCCUUUGACUGAGGUGUUGAAGAAACUUAGAGACCAAAACCGUAUACCAAAGGAGUCAGCACUAGAACCAGAGUCACCACCAGCACUAUCAGAUAGAGAAAUGCUAUUGCAGAUGCAGGCUCAGCUGGAUCGCCAAAAUCAGCAGCAGAAGGCGUGCUAUACAGCCAUUACUGGGUUUUAUCAGAGUUUUUCAGAGCAUUUAUGGCUCACGCCCUGACUAUGUGGGCCUGCCAUAUUCAGAGUAUCUCCAGAACAAUAAAUGGCUUGAGGACAUGCCAACUACUCAAGUUGGGGAGAGCAGUAGCAGACAAGGAGCUCAGAAGGAACCUGAUGAUGAUGAUGGAGAUGACUAUGAUGCAGAGGACAUGGAUGAGGAUGAUGAUGCAGAGGAUUGAGGACUCUCCACUAUUCAGUGACUUUUUAGUUUUCUGCAUUUUAUUUCAGUUUUAGUAUUUUAAAUACUUUAGUAUGUUGGUACUUUAAUUUUGUGCUUUGGUUUUAGCUCUUUGCUUGAUGUUGGUACUAUGCUUAUGUUUAUUUUGGGAUGGGAGCUUUGUUUUGCUCAAAUUUUUGAUUACUUUGGAAUUGGUUGGUUUGAGAGCAAGCAUGAACUAUGAAAUGCCAACUGAGUGCAUGAUUUUGUGUUUUUAAAUUCAUGAUCAUUGUGUUUUGCAUUCACUUGAUGCCAUGACAUGAUAUUAAUGCAUCAUUCACAUGAGGUCUUAGGCUCAAUUUGUUUGAAAAUGCUUGAAAUCAAGGAUACAUACCUAAGCCGGGUGAGGGAGUGUGACCAAACACUAGAGAGAAUGUGAGAAUCAUCAUUGUUUUACAUAGUUGAACUUGCUUGAGUCUCUAAUUUUGUGGAAUUGCAUGGAAAUGAAAGAAAAUGAUCAAGGCAUUUUGUUCUUUAGUGUAAAUAACUACUUAGCCAUAUAGCCUACCUUUACUUAGGAAAUCACGUUGUUACCCCACUUAAGCCAAAAAUUUUGAAAAUUUCCUUGUUUUGUAUAUGACCCCAAGGUCUAAAAAGAAAAACAAUGUCUCUCCUCACUUUCUUAGUUAAGAGAGCAUGAAUGAUGGGAAAAUGAGAUUGUAUAAAUGUGUAAGUUAGGGGGAAUGGAAACCAUUGAACAUUUAUUUUGUUUUGUGUAGUGAUCAAUGCCAAACUUCUCAAUCUUUGUUUUAAAAAAAUAAAAAUAAAAAAUUUGAUGAAAAAGAAAUGAAAAAAGAAAUGUUAUAUAUAAAAAAAAAAAAGAAGAAAAAGAAAAAGAAAGAUUGAGAAGUGUAAGGGAAUGAAAGGGUUGAGGUGUAGUAUAAAUGAUAAAGGAAUGGUGACAAAAGAGAGACUCUUGGGUAAGGAGAGAGUGAAAGGUUUAUAGUUGUGAUAGAUGUCAUUUUAUGCUCUCUUAGCUUGAAAGUCUUUGAGUAUCCAGAAAAACCAAUAUUCUUUUGAAACCAGGCCUCAUUACAACCCUUAGAAAGACCUAUGUGAUUCUUGAUUAACCAUGCAGUUUGAUGAUGACUGAGAUGGGUAGCAAGUUAGAUUUGUGUGAUUCAUUGAUAGAUGUGAGUGAAACACUUACCCUUGAUCUCUUGAGUGGUGCAUUUAAUGUAAGAUUUCGAGUGAAUCCUUGAUUGAAAAGUAGGAAAUUCAAAGUGUGCUUAGAAUCUCAUGUUGAUAUGCUCUUUUAUCAUGAUUUUGGUUAAUUGUUGUGGGCUUCACAUGAUCUUCCUUGAGGAAAUGUUUUACAAAAUAAAUUCAUGCAUUUUGAGGAGCUUUUGAAAAUGGUUAUUCAGAACUCAUGCUUGUUCAAGAACAUGUGUAUAUAUGUGUUUUGAAAGAUAAUACCUUUUGUUUGAGGGCAAACAAAGUUCCAAGUCAGGGGGAGUUGAUAAGUGUCAAUUUUACCUAAUUUCAAUGAGAAAUAUAGACACUUAUCCUUGUAAAUUCAUGAGAAACCUUGACCAAAUCUAAUUUCUUUUGUUUAUAACUUGUUGUUAGAUGUACUUUAGGAUAGAAUGUGCUUAAACUUGAUUAUGAUCUUGAUUUGUGUUUAAGGAAUGAAGAUUCAAUGAAGAAGACAAAUUUUGGCAAGAAAAUAGGAAUUUGAAGAUGCCCAGGGCGCCCAGCGGUAUGCAGAGGCCGCUCAGCGCCCAAGGCGGUGGCAAUUACCCUCCUCUGAAGUAACUGGCCGCUCAGCGGCCAAAAAGGGGCGCUCAGCGGCCAGGCCCGUGACAGCACAUUAUAAAAGGCCCUUUACAGAUCAAAACAGGGGAUAACUUGGUUUUUGGAGAGAGAAUUCGAUAGAGAACAUAAAGGGAAGGAACUUAGAGCUUGGGUAGGCUUCCAUCGAGCUGGAGCUACGCCGAAGUCGGCACGGAUCAUCACUUCCAUCCUAUUUCUCUUGUAAGCUUGUCUAGCUUCCAUGUCUAUGGAUAGCUAAGCUUUUCUUUGUUAGGAUUUGGUGUAGUACCUUGACUCUAUGUAUCUAAUUUAGUUCUUAUGCUUAUGAACCUAUCUUUCUCUUGAUUUCAAUGGUAUAAUCUUGUUCUUAAA